AUGAAGAGGUGUACAAGAUGGCAGGUGUCAUGGCACAGUGUGGUGGACUGGAGUGCAUGCUCAAUCGGCUAUCAGGAAUCAAAGAUUUUAAACAGGGUCGUCAUCUGCUCACAGUUUUGCUGAAGUUGUUCAGUUAUUGUGUAAAAGUGAAAAUAAACCGACAACAGCUUGUCAAACCAGAGAUGAACACGCUCAACGUGAUGCUCGGAACUCUAAACUUGGCUUUAGUGGCAGAACAAGAGAGUAAAGACAGCGGUGGGGCCUCCAUAGCAGAGCAAGUUCUGAGCAUCAUGGAGAUCAUUUUGGACGAAGCUAAUGCAGAGAUUUCGGAGGACAAGGUAGGUGCCAAAGAAGCAACAGGAACACUCAAGGAGCACAGACUGACAACCUUCUUUGAAAGGG
Molecule: messenger RNA, 402 nt
Organism: Hippocampus comes (tiger tail seahorse)
Lineage: Eukaryota; Metazoa; Chordata; Actinopteri; Syngnathiformes; Syngnathidae
Product: E3 ubiquitin-protein ligase UBR4-like
Exons: 3
Biological process (GO): ubiquitin-dependent protein catabolic process
Cellular component (GO): centrosome; membrane; cytosol
Molecular function (GO): ubiquitin-protein transferase activity
Source: RefSeq, a predicted model, not a curated record